AUGAAUUCCCUUGUACCUUUGUUCAUCGGUCUUGUCGCAUUCUUCAUAAUUUCUUUUCAAUUGGCAUCAUCAGCUAAUUUUCCUAAUCCACCUUCAUUUCCACCACCGAAUGCAUCACCAGAACAGUGGAGAGCCUUUUGGAUAUUACUACAUAACUACUAUGCUAUUAUUGCUCGACCAAGAUUUGGUAAACGACACGAUUCAGUAUUAUCUCAUUUGGAACAUCCAUCGCUUGUAACCACGCUGAAUUCAAAUUUUGCAUCUCCCUCAUUAUAUGAAACUGAUCUUAACGACAUAUUUGGUCAAAAUAGUCGUAAUGCUAACGCUGAUCAAAAGGCCCACUUCGAUGAACUAUAUACAUUUGUGCCUACUAAUCGAAAACAACGAUGA
Rotaria socialis is the source of this 390-nucleotide messenger RNA. The record is from the annotation of a GenBank genome assembly. NCBI's taxonomy places the organism in Eukaryota, Metazoa, Rotifera, Eurotatoria, Philodinida, Philodinidae.